This is a messenger RNA of Acanthosepion pharaonis, 606 nucleotides long. The record is from the annotation of a GenBank genome assembly. Lineage: Eukaryota; Metazoa; Mollusca; Cephalopoda; Sepiida; Sepiidae.
AUGACACCCUGUACUUUCACGAGUUCUCCUGGUCUAGAAGCAUCCCCGUUCGGCAUCUUCAUUCUCCUUCUCUACCAUUUCCUCUUUUCUUUUCUUGCUUUUUCAUCCUCCGCCACCUCCUCCAUCACCAUCACUAUUUUUUCGUCUCCUUUUUAUCUGUUUUCUCUUUACUUUCUCUUUCUUUCUGUCUUUUCUUCUUCUUCUUCUUCUUCUUCUUGGUCAAUUUCUUUUCCAUCCCUGUUUUCUUUCUUUCUUUCUUUGGAUCUUUUUCUUUUUUUUUCUUUCUUUCUUGAAUUAUUUUCCAUUUGCCCUUUCUUUCUUUUUCUUUUUUUCCGUUCUUUUUUCUUUCUUCAGGUUCUUUCUUUUUCUUUCUUUUCUUUGUUUUCUUUCUUUCUCAUUCUUUCUUUCUUUCUUUCUUUCUUUCUUUCUUGUUAUUUCUUUUUUUUUCUUCAUGUUCUUUCUUCAACUUUUUUCUUUCUUUCUUUCUUUCUUUCUUUCUUUCUUUCUUUCUUUGACGUUUCUCUAUUUCUUCUUGUUUCUCUCUUUCCUUUUCAAUCAUCAACAUUCUUUUAUUUCUUUGGUUUCUUUUCUUCUUUCUUUGAUUAA